AUGGAGAAAGAGCAGGAGAAGCAGAAGCAGACUGCUGCUGCUGCUGCUAUUGCUGCUACAGCUGCUGGAGACGCCGGUCCGGUUAGAGUGCUGCGGGGUCAGCGGCGAGGGCUGUUCGGGCGCUUCGCCCUAAUCCCUGAAGUCACCGAUCCACGCAGUUACGGCAACAGUACCAAAUGGUUAAUGACGGUCAUUGUUAGUUUCGCUGCCAUCACCUCGUCGACUGGUUCCUCAAUUUUCUACCCCGCCCUGGCGGAAGUGGCGGUGGAUCUCCACACCACCGCGACUGUUGCAAACUUGUCUCUGGCUUUCUACAUGCUAGCCAUGGCGUUCACGCCAAUGUGGUGGUCAGCCCUCUCCGAGAAACACGGGCGACGGACCAUCUACAUCCUGUCCUUCACCCUCUUCCUGGUCUUCUCAUGCAUCAGCGCGGUCAGCGUUAACAUCGUUAUGUUGAUCGUCUUCCGGAUCCUCAGCGGCGGGGCGGCUGCCUCCGUGCAAUCAGUUGGGGCGGGAACGGUGGCAGACAUCUGGGAUCCCAAAGUGCGCGGCAAAGCCAUGGGCAUUUUCUACUUGGGGCCCCUAUGUGGACCGGGGUUGGCCCCGGUGAUCGGAGGCGCAUUAACGCAGGGCUUCCACUGGCGCAGCACACUCUGGUUCCUGACCAUCUUCGGCGGGGUCAUGUGGAUUCUCAUCUUUCUGUGCUUACCGGAAACCGUCGCGCGACGCCCAGCUCGCCCCGACAAUUCCCCCGAGGGCAGCAGCCCCAACCCGCUCAUCCUACUCGUCAAACGCAUCUUCGGUCCUCUCCGUAUCCUCGCCCUCCUCCGCCACCCCCCGAUCAUCGUGGCGGUGUGGUCCGGCUCCAUCGCCUUCUGCACGAUGUUUGUGCUGAAUGUCGCCAUCCAAGCCACCUUUGACAAGGCCCCCUACAACUUCAGCAUCGUGGAGGUCGGCCUCGUCUACCUGGCGCCGACCAUCGGCUACGGAUUCUCCUCCAUCCUGGGAGGGCGCUGGAUCGACCGGAUCAUGGCGCGGGAAGCACGCAAAGCCAACCGAGUCGACGCGGAUGGGAAACUGACGUAUCUGCCGGAGGACCGGAUGAAGGAGAACAUCUGGCUGGCAAGCACCAUCUACCCGGCGGCAUUCAUCUGGUUCGGGUGGUCGCUGGACAAAGGGCUGCAUUGGGCGGUGGUCUGCGUGGCGUGUAUCGUGUUUGGACUGGCGAUGAUGCUGGUCAUGGGGACGGUGACCACUGUGCUCACCGAAUUCACCCCGCAGCGGUCGAGUAGCGGAGUGGCGUUGGGCAACUUCGUGCGCAACGUGCUUUCAUGUACUGGAGCGGUGGUCACGCAGCCCAUGAUCAAUGCCCUGGGGGUCGGGUGGUCCUGUACUCUCAUCGGGUUGGUGGCGUUCGUGACGGGGAACGCGGCCAUCUUCGCGCUGAAGACCUGGGGUCCCCGGUGGAGGGUGCUCAUGGAUCAGAAGUUGAAUCAGAAGACUUAA
This is a messenger RNA of Aspergillus homomorphus CBS 101889, 1506 nucleotides long. RefSeq names its product MFS transporter. Bases 1 to 1506 code for a protein of 501 amino acids. Gene Ontology annotation, biological process: intracellular polyamine homeostasis; transmembrane transport. The transcript has 3 exons. Gene Ontology annotation, molecular function: polyamine transmembrane transporter activity. Lineage: Eukaryota; Fungi; Ascomycota; Eurotiomycetes; Eurotiales; Aspergillaceae. The record is from RefSeq and is a predicted model, not a curated record.